AUGUGGCGGGUCACCUGUGACGAGCCCAUCUCCCUUGCAAGCGGUACCAUCGAGGCAUCGAGCUCAUCCGAAUCUGCGGCCAUCUCCGCGACAAGCCAGGCUUCCAGCACGCGCGGAUCGUCUAUAGAGCUUCCCGGUCUCGCUGCUGCUUCGCCUCCGUCCUCCUCAAAACCCAUCGAUGUUGAAGCUGCACCACCAACCGCUCCAUCAUCGUCUGUAUCCAGCACAUCAUCCCCAGCAAACGAAGCAGCCGACGCACCGGCGUCAACCACCACAGCUAAUCAGGAUGGAAACACGAGUGCGCCACCCGCCGCCACAUCAUCUACCACACAGCUCGCGUCAUCUUCUCCAGAGCCUCCUGGGCAAAGCACGACACUUCCGUCCGCGAUUGUCAACCCCGGCGCAUCAGACUCUACCGUCCUCUCGUCCUCUCCAAGUACCCUCAUGACCGACAUAAGCUCCACCUCUACCAGCAUCGCCAUGGCGACUUCCAUGAGCUUCAGCGUCACGGAUCCAAGUGAUACCGCGGGCAGCGGCACCAACAGCGUCGGCAGUCCUAGCGGCGGCGCCACGCCGACGCCGACUUCCCGCCGCGCGGGCGACAUAGAGCUGCAGACCAAUGACGGUCCCUCCGGCCCACCUACAGGCAUGAUCAUUGGCGGUGCCGUCGGCGGCGCCGCCGCGCUCGCGAUGAUUGCUUUGCUCUUCUGGCUCUGGAGGCGACGGUCUAAUAAGAAGAGGCAGCUUGGACAGCCGCGAACGCCGCUCUCCGAGAGGCCCGGCGGUGGUAGCCAGCUCUCCGGUGGUGCGGCAGCCACCGCGGGGCCGUUUGCCGCUGGACGGCCGGCCUCGACGAGAGCCAAGAACCCGCUGCAGGGGUGGUGGGCGGCUCACGGCGUCGGCAACAACGCGCCGCUCAUCACCCCCGAGUACGGCGAGAAGCAAGCUGCGACAGUGCAGCCCGUCCCCGCGCGGGCACGGCGCGCGAGUUUGGGGCAGAGAGCGCUGCAGAACCCUUUCUCAGACGCCCACAGCACCGAGGUGCGAAUCGCUGCGGCCAUUACGCCGCAGCAGCAACAGCAACAGCAGCAGCGUCUGCGCGGUAUACUCAAGCAGCCCAUGCCGACCUUGCACAGCAGCCAUCCCUCGGACGCAUCCUCCGUCGUCGCCGCCGCCGCAGGCGCGGCGCGACGCUCCCGAGCCCAUUCCGCCAGCGGUCAGCGCGCAUCGCAGCGCAUGCUCGCCUCGCGGCGCACAUCGUCUCUCACCAACGAUCCGUUCGAGGAACGGCGCACCAAGUUCCGCUCCGACCCGUUUGACCUGGAGCUCGACACGCGCAUGCUGUCGUCUUCCUCCUUCUCCUCCUCCGCCAUCCCCCAAAAGGAUCCCCGCGCCAGCUCGGUGUACAGCGCCAACACAGGCACCAGUUCGCGGUACACGAGCGGCCUGAGCAGCACCUGGGGCGCGGAGCCUGCCGUCGCGGUGGCACCGCUGGUGGUGGGUGGUGGAGGGAGGUCUGGUGUGAGUGACAGUCCGACGCUACCGCAGGAGCCGAGUCGAGGAGGUGGCUUCGGCGGUGGCAUUGUAGGGCAAGCGAUGUAA
Akanthomyces muscarius is the source of this 1602-nucleotide messenger RNA. RefSeq lists its product as uncharacterized. NCBI's taxonomy places the organism in Eukaryota, Fungi, Ascomycota, Sordariomycetes, Hypocreales, Cordycipitaceae. The transcript is spliced from 3 exons. The record is from RefSeq and is a predicted model, not a curated record. The coding region runs from base 1 to 1602 and encodes 533 amino acids.